AUGUUUGUUCAGAGUUAUCAAAAAGUAUUGAAUGUAAAUAAUGAAAGAGUGUUAUUAAAUAUUAUUGAUACAGCAGGUCAAGAAGAUUAUCAGAUUAGAGAUCAACACUUUAGAUCAGGAGAUGGUUUUUUAUUAGUGUUUGAUGUCACUUCAAAAAAGAGUUUUGAAGAAAUUCCAAGUUUCUAUGAAAAUAUCCUUAAAAGUAAAGAAGGAUCUGAAUAUCCUGUAGUUUUAUGCGGAAAUAAGUGUGACUUACCAGCUAGUUCAAGAACUGUGACAGAGGUCGAAGCUAAGAAAUUAUGUGAAACCAAUGGAUGGAUGUAUUUUGAUACUUCUGCAAAGCAAGGAUUGAAUAUACAAAAAUCAUUUGAGACUCUUUGUAAAAUGAUUAUUGAUUUUAACACUGAAGAUACAGACACAGGCGGUGGAAAUCAGAAAGAAGAAGAAAAACCAAAGAAAAAAGGAUUUCUUUCCAAACUCUUCAAAAAGAAGUAA
Molecule: messenger RNA, 495 nt
Organism: Naegleria fowleri
Lineage: Eukaryota; Heterolobosea; Eutetramitea; Acrasida; Naegleriidae
Exons: 4
Coding region: 1-495 (164 amino acids)
Biological process (GO): signal transduction
Cellular component (GO): plasma membrane
Molecular function (GO): GTP binding; GDP binding; GTPase activity
Source: RefSeq, a predicted model, not a curated record